Dendrobium catenatum is the source of this 4397-nucleotide messenger RNA. RefSeq names its product SCAR-like protein 2. Gene Ontology annotation, biological process: actin cytoskeleton organization; positive regulation of Arp2/3 complex-mediated actin nucleation. The coding region runs from base 328 to 3960 and encodes 1210 amino acids. The record is from RefSeq and is a predicted model, not a curated record. The transcript has 10 exons. Lineage: Eukaryota; Viridiplantae; Streptophyta; Magnoliopsida; Asparagales; Orchidaceae. Gene Ontology annotation, cellular component: cytoskeleton. Gene Ontology annotation, molecular function: Arp2/3 complex binding; protein kinase A regulatory subunit binding.
UAUUUUUCGAGAUCACGAUUAUUGAGCCGGUAAGCAGAUCACAGAGGCACGGAGGAACUAAGAAGCCAUUAGCACUUAACGAGGUAGAAAGUGGCGAAGGUGCCUUGAGCCGAAGGCAACGUCGCUCUCGCCACCUAGAGGCGCGAGUUCGACAGUUAGGCGGUCGACUCACCGCAGUCGCAUCACUGCCCACAAAGGCCGCAUUAGGUGGUCCUCGUCGCCGUGAUAGGCAUGGAAGCUCCCAGCCCGACCUGGAUUCCCAGGGAGAUCCCAAGCUUCAGUGUGUGAAUCUUCUUGUCGCUGGUUUGAGGGAGAUUGGAAGAGAGAAUGCCGCUUGCGCGAUUGGAAUUGAGAAACGAGUAUGGGCUCGGAGAUUCGGAGCUCUACCGUAACGCCGCAUCUGGAAAGGAGGGUGCGGAGGCGAUCCUCCAAGGAGUUUCAGUCUCGGGACUCGUUGGUAUUUUGCGGCUGCUCGGGGAUGUCGCCGAGUUUGGUGCAGAAAUUUUUCAUGACUUGCAUGAGCAAGUAAUAAUCACAGCUGCAAGAGGACAAAAAAUGCUUUCAAGGAUAAAAAAGAUAGAAGAGGCACUUCCAUCUAUUGAAGAUGCUAUUCAUAGAAAAGCAAGUUACAUAGAUCUAGUUUAUGAAAUUGGUUCUAGUUGGCAUGCUGAUCUUAGGAUCAUGGAUGGUCGCCUAUCUUAUGAUGAUUUACCACCAUUUAUAAUGGAGUCAUAUGAAGAAUGCCGGGAACCACCACGCUUGUACCUACUUGACAAAUAUGAUCGUGCUGGAACUGGAGCCUGUUUAAAGAGAUACUCGGAUCCAUCAUAUUUCAAGAGGGCAUGGGCAACCUCAGAACCAGAGAAAGCUCAACAAAUUCAAAAAGAAAAGAAACUUAAGAAAUUCAAGAGAAAAUUAUCACGAUUUAGAGAAGGAGAUGUUCAAGACCCAAUAUCUUCAUCUCAAUGUAAUAGUUUAGCGAGCAGUGAAAGAUUUGCACCACUAAGUAAUGAUGACCAAAGCUUGUCAGCUGAAAGUUCAUUGGUGUCCGAAAUGAGAUUAAAAUCUGAAGCUAUAAGUGCUCCCCAACUUCUGCAUACAAUGAACAAGUUGAACUUUACUGGACAUGUUUCAGAGACAAAUCAUUCAAUUUUACCUAAUGAUUUGGAUUGUGAUAGAUUAUCUGUUUCUAAUGUACAGAACAAUCAUGAUCAUCCCGGUUCUUCUCAGCUACAUAAUGAUGAACUUGUAUUUGAUGCGGAUGAUGAUUCUCAAUAUGAUUUCCCACAUUGGAAGGCUAAUUCACGGUCACCUUCUGUUAUAUGGGAUGAGAAAUCUGAAUUAGUGAAGGCUGCAGGUGUCAACUCUGAUGAUUCUUUUCAAGAUUCUAACUCUUUGGUUGUGAAUUCUGAAUCAUCAAAAGUUGAGGAACCUACUAGAACUAGAUCUUCGAACCAAGUAAAGCCCCUGCCAAUUAUUGCAGAUUUAUCCGGAUCAUCUUGUGAUCAAAAGCAAUUUGAGGAAAUUAAUGAGACAGACAAUUACGUAGACGCUCUUAAUACACUGGAAUCAGAGGCAGAAACAGAUUCCGAAUGCCAAACAAAAUGCAUGCAAAUUUUGUCUAACAUGGAGCAUCAGAAAAAUGAAUCUGGAGUUUCAGGUACGGUUCAAUAUGAUGGCUACGCUAAUAUUGAGGCUCCUAUGUCACUCCAUGAAUCCUCAAACGAGUACAGAUUGCCAAAUGUUACCUAUUUAGAUGUUUCAAGAAUGCCAGAACUUAUGCAGUCAUCCCGGGAAGCUGGCUUAUCUCCAGGCUCGCUGUAUGAUGAGAGACAACUUCUCAAAAAUAGUGUUCACACAAUGUUAAGAACAAAUGCUUUUCAAGGAACUGAUGAUGAUCAACCUCCUUGUUCUACUGAAUCCAUAUCAGGAACUAUGCUGAACAGUGAAACUGCAGCAGCAGCAACAUCGCAGAUUCAGAGUUCACCUCCGAUCAGUAUUUCGAGUAUUCCUUCCACAAAAUUAUGGACAAAUGGCACCCUUCUAGGACUUGAACCCUCAAAACCUGGUGAUGUUAGUCUCCCAAAUGGAACUGGGGAGAGGACUCGGUCUGAUAGUUUGGACAAUGGUGUGAAGUCAGAUAAACAAGUUAUGGUUAAUGGGAAGAUAUCAAAGCAAUCGAACUCAAUUGGCAAAGCGCAGGGUUUGCCUGAAUCUUUAAGCUUGGCGGAUCAGAGAAUUUUGAACAGCAAUCCAUUCUUGAGUAGGAAAUAUUUAUUUGAAGAAAAUAGUUCCGUAAAACAUUCCUCGGCAUACAUAGCACAUAAUGAUGAUGGCUUUGGCGCACAGCUUCAGCUGAAUUCUCAAGAACAAUCUGAAGCUCUUUCAUUAAGUGAUGAGAGUGGAGGAAGUCAAGUUGCGUCACCAAAUGUAUUAACUACUAGCAUUUGUCAAGUACAUCAAACAACAAAAAGUGCUUCUAGCAAGGAAUCUGAAUCAUGCAGUGCAUUUAGCGUUGCUUCACCAUCCAUGGAUUCUGUGCAGAACAGCAAAUUUUUGUCUCCCAGUUUUUCUGGAUUACCACAAAGAAAUCUUGUACGGUGUGUUAAAAUAAAACCAUCAGUUUCCCAUGCUAAAAGUUCCACCCGAUAUGAACUGGGAAUUGUUGACGAUGGUCAAUUAGGGGAUAAACCUCUUUCUGAUAAUCAAAGUAGAAGGCUAAAUGGAGUUGCAUCACAAACAUUCUACGAGGAGAAUCUUGCAUCGCAAACAUUCCAUGAGGUGAGUCUCAUAAAUAAAUCUGAUUAUGGAUCGUUGGAAAAGUCAAAUUCUUCUGGUUCUCUCUACUCUCGGAAUUCCUCCCCACCAUUGGAGCAUAUGAAGAUAUCAUUUCAUCCUUUGAAUAGUCUAGAGGCAUCUAAUCUUAAACUUGAACUACCUGAUGGCUGUAUAAACCAAAGGAUAGAUGGAACUGCGUUUUCUUCAUUCCGUUUGUUUCCAGGAUGCACUCUUCCUGAACAAGAUGGUGGGUCUGAAUCAGAUGACGACACCUUCUGUAAAUCAAACACAUAUUCAUCUGAGGAUCUCCUCAGUGCUCGCUCAGAUUCAAAUUCUGAGCUUUGGGAGCAAGAUGAUUUUCCUGGAAGUAGAACAAACGAACUGUCUGAUGAUUUACGGAGAAUUUCAUCAUCGACAGCAUCUAUUUCUAGCGGCAGUGGGUUUGAGCACAUGAACCAUUUGGAUCAAGAAAUUGGAUUGAAGGAUCUUUGUACUGGGAAUGAUACAGAUUCUUUUCAGCCUAGUUAUACUUCAAAUAUUCCCACUUUUGAAUCAUUACUAAAUCAAGAUGUAAAAUAUGAUUCAUUGUCAAUUAGUCCCAAUAAUGCUACAACGUUAACUCCAACUGAACUGCCACCACCACCACCUCUUCCUCCAAUACAGUGGAGAUUGGUGAGGUCUUCAUAUGAAGUACCAGAAGAUAACUAUUAUAAUAUUCGUCAAAUGGUUCACCAUUUUGAGGGCGCUCAGAAUCAAAGCCCACCUGCCCCUGCAGAAAUUGAAAGCAUUAUUCGAUGGCCAUUACCCCUUGCAAAAGAUGGGCAAUACAAGGAAAUGCAAGAUAAUCAGGUGGAUAGCCGUCUGCUGACACAUGAACUAGACAAUAGGGAGCAGAUUCUUCAUCUAAUCAGGGACACGGAAAUUCAGCACAAACUGAAACAACCUGAAGAAUCAAAGAGUCAAAUUGCUAGUAGUGAAGCGGUUGACGAUAAGGAAGAUCUACUACAUCAGAUAAGGACCAAGACAUUGAAUCUGCGACGCACAGCGACAUCAAGGUCAAGUUUUGUUGCACAGCCCACCCCUAAUAAUAGGGUCGCCGCAAUAUUGGAGAAGGCUAAUGCCAUACGCCAGGCAUGUGCAAGCAGCGAUGAGGACGACAGUGAUGAUUGGAGUGAUGGCUGACCUUUUGACCUUUCUCAAACUGCCAAUUACGAGUUCUUAUCUACUUCUGUAGACCGGCCAAAGGACAAAAUUCUUAUGAUGAAUUCCUUGCAGAUUUUGACAGGAGAAAUGAAAACAAAAAACCUUUAGAUAUGUAUAGAGAUUUGUGUUUUGUUGAUGGAAAACAAAUCUCAAUGCAUAUUUUAUGAAUAUUUUCAUUCCUCUCCACAAAUUCAUUGAGGAAUUUCUCAUAGAAGUUUUUGUCCUCAUACAUAUUUGGCUUUGCAUGGCAGUUCCAUAAAUUAUGUGAAUAGUGCAAGUUCUUGUUUCUGCAGAUAUAGUAGGCAUUCCAUUUGUUAUAUAUUUCUGAUGAGUAGUUUAUUUCUAUUGUUAUUGAUUUAAGUUGUACUGAGAAGAAUUAAUUCGUAUCAAUGUAAUAUAUAUCUUUUUCUUUCCCA